AUGCCGGUUGAUAAGAUCUGUGUCUCUGGUGAUGCUCGCAUCCAGUACCAAUCGGCGACGCUGAACGGCCAUAAAUACAGCUAUCUCCUCAGUCAACCCCAGUCAGGCAAAUAUCGAGCUACGAUCUUCCUAAUCCAUGGCUUCCCAGACAUCUCAAUGGGAUGGCGCUACCAAAUUCCCAUGCUGGUUGACUUGGGAUUGAGGGUCGUCGCGCCAGACUGCCUCGGCUAUGGCCGAACGGAAGCGCCUGAUGACUUCGUAUAUUAUUCGCACAAACGCUGCGCUAACGACAUGAAGUUGCUCGCCUCUCAUCUCGGGGAAUCCAAAAUCAUCCUAGGCGGUCAUGACUGGGGCGCUGGCCUCGCGUAUCGCAUUGCCCUCUGGCACCCGGAGCUGAUCAGCCACCUCUUCACCGUCUGUGUUCCUUACGCACGACCCCAGCCACAGUAUCUGCCACUCGAGGACCUCGUGCGCAAUGCUGCCCCGCACUUUGCGUAUCAGCUGCAGUUUGCUAGCGGCGACCUUGAGAAGGUUAUUCAUUCCAAGACAGACAUUAGGCAGUUCCUCUGUGCGCUUUACGGUGGGCGCACGGAGAAGGGCGAGGUGGGGUUUGAUGCUGAGAAGGGCGUGCUGUUGGAUAAGGUGUCAGCUUUGAAGCCGUCGCGGCUAUUGAGCGAGGAAAUCACCAUUCCCGUGCUUUUCAUCCAAGCCCUGAAGGACCAAGCUCUCCCGCCUCACCUGGGCAAAUCCAUGGCUAAGCACCUUCCCAACUUGACCCUGAAACAGGUGAACGCUUCGCACUGGGCGUUGUGGGAAAAGCCCGAGGAGGUAAACACCAUCAUUUCGACCUGGUUGAAGGAUGUCGUGUGUGCGGAUGGACGCUCCGGGAAGCUUUAA
Penicillium canariense is the source of this 897-nucleotide messenger RNA. Its product is annotated as alpha/beta fold hydrolase. The coding region runs from base 1 to 897 and encodes 298 amino acids. Gene Ontology annotation, molecular function: catalytic activity. The transcript is spliced from 6 exons. The record is from RefSeq and is a predicted model, not a curated record. NCBI's taxonomy places the organism in Eukaryota, Fungi, Ascomycota, Eurotiomycetes, Eurotiales, Aspergillaceae.